AUUUAUCAGUAGCCAACCUAGUACUGUUUCUUUCUUGACCAAAAAAAAUUUCGGCCAUCACUAUUUAUGAACCGAAGACAGACGUAAUUGCACAUAUCACAUAUGCAUUGGAGAGAGAGAGACAGAGGAAAUGAUAGACCUUCAAGAUAUCGAAGUCUUCAUCCAUCAUAACAACAUCUAAAUCAGAGAAUGCACGAGAGGGGCCUCAGUUAAGCAACACCCAAACAUAUCCCUACUGUAGCAAGAUAAUGUGUACAAAUUAUAUACAAGCUUUAAUGGAAGGUUUGCGAAUUCAAAGUACAAAAGAGAAUUUGAAGACCUACCAACGAUGCUCGGCAAACGCUUAACAACACCGAGUCUCUGAAUUUAUCAUCAAUCAAUCGGCAUAUCUAAUCAAGAACCUGAAAAUUAUAUGCAAGUUCAGCUAAGAGAAGCAAGCAAGACAAACAAAGAGGAGGCUCCACUGAAUGAAAUUUCCCUAGCGAGAAGAUCCAACAUCACCUAUUGGGCCUGGUACAAAAGGCCUGCUUAGUUUAGUUUUAUGUUUUAAUUUUACAAGAACUAAUUUUUAAGUUAUAAAUAAAAAAGUGUUUGUAUAUUGAAUCAAAAUCCUUGUACAGCAUGAAUGGUGAACAAUGCCCUUGGUAACCACCAGGACGCUGGUUCGACCCUCAUACCAUUAUAAUUUUUUUUCCAGCUACACCUAUAGAACGACGCCGUUCUCCAGGCCACUUUCGAUUCAGAGACAAGCACAAAACGAUGCCGUUUUUUCAUGUAUCGUCGUCUUCCCUAGCCCCCCAAAUUCCCAAUUAUCCAGUUGCCGCCGUCACCACCGUAAUCCGACGGCCGUCUCUCUUCAUCGUCCAAACUUUCUCACUAUUCUGGACUCCGACCAAGAGAAUUCCCUUGACGAGACCCAAUCCCCUCUCUCCAUUUCAGCCUUAGUCAUUGUUUACAGGACGUAAAGGUCAAAGACGUUCACUGUCAAUUGACGGCAGCGUACGACAGCGUACCUACCCACCGCUAUCGGCGAUCCGCACUUCGGCCCACCUCUCGAGUCUGCACUCUUCACUUCUCCGAUCCUUCCUCAUCCGCCUCUCGAGCACAAGAUUCAAUCCAUCAUGCCUCGAACAGAUCACUCUCUUAAUCCAUAGAGGGAUUAAACAUCGAUGGGAAGCGCAAAAUCCAAUUGCUUCAAUCGAUAGCCAGGAUGAGAGGAGAGGGUUCGUUAGCCACUACAGACAGCAAUUGGAAAGGGGGUUUGAGCGUUGACAUGAGUGGGAAAAGGAAUAAAUCACCAAACUAAAAUUGUAAGUAAAUAUAACUUAAUGGAUUGGAGACAUGAUUAUAAUAAAAUUUGGUACUAUAAUUCGAAAAUAUGUUGAAAAGUUUGUUUAGGGAUUAAAGGGUACGCAUAAAAAAGUAAUAGGACUAACUAAUCAUUUAAAAAUUGUAAAAAUUAAACACCGUUAGAUUAGAUCUACGGUGUAGAAAUCCUGUCGCAUAGUAUGUGUCUGACGCAUACGAGUGUGACCCAUAUAUAUAUAUAUUCCUUUGGAAGUUAAUGCUUUGAUUGCUACUUGCUAGCAAAUUCAACAUUAACUGCAUGAAUAGCUUGGCGCAAGUAGCUCCGGCGACCGUUUCCAUCCCGUCGGGACGGUCACCGGAUGAUCCAGCUUCAGAAACUGGUCCCCUGCUUUUGUCUGGGGAGAUGAAAAUGUUGGACAAACCCACUGGGAAUGAAGCGAUUGCUGACAUGGUGGUGGACGAGACACAAACAGCUGCUAACCGAAUGGAGGAGGCUCUGACGACAAGGAUGGAGACAGUCAUGGGCUCGGAUCCAAGCAAAUCGCGUACCGCAAUCGGAGUCGGGAUGUCGAACGCCCCUGACAACAACCCCCAAUCCUCGCAACCGAUCUCCUAUGCUGGGUUGCUAACAGGGGGAAGGAAUCCGGCCAAACUCUCUGCGGCUCAAUGAGUUCCGGUUGGGGAGCAUGAUCUGAUCACUAGAUCUUUUCAAGGUGAGCCUGAAUUAAGGAUUUCCGAGAAU
This is a messenger RNA of Linum trigynum, 2050 nucleotides long. Lineage: Eukaryota; Viridiplantae; Streptophyta; Magnoliopsida; Malpighiales; Linaceae. The record is from the annotation of a GenBank genome assembly.